AUGUUUAACCCACACGUGUUAGAUUCUCCAGCUGUGAUUUUUGACAAUGGGUCCGGGCUCUGUAAGGCAGGCCUGUCUGGAGAGAUUGGCCCCCGCCACGUCGUCCACUCCAUCGUGGGGCACCCCAAGUUCAAGAUGCCUUCUGCGGGGGCCAAUCAGAAGCAGUACUUUGUGGGGGACGAGGCCCUGCACAGGAACGAGGUCUUACGCCUGCACUACCCCAUCCAGCGAGGCCUGAUCACAGGCUGGGACGACAUGGAGAAACUCUGGAAGCAUCUCUUCGAGUGGGAGCUGGGGGUCAAAGCCAGCGACCGGCCGGUGCUCAUGACGGAGCGCUCGCUGAACCCCAGGGAGACCCGGGAGAAGAUGGCCGAGGUGAUGUUUGAGAGCUUCGACGUGCCCGCCUUCUACCUGUCGGACCAGGCCGUGCUGGCCCUCUACGCCUCGGCCUGCAUCACCGGCCUGGUGGUGGACAGCGGGGACGGGGUCACCUGCACCGUCCCCAUCUUCGAGGGCUACUCCCUGCCCCACGCCAUCACCAAGCUCUACGUGGCGGGGAGAGACAUCACGGAGCACCUCACCCGGCUGCUGCUGGCCAGCGGGAGGACCUUCCCGUGCGUGCUGGACAAAGCCCUGGUGGACGACAUCAAGGAGAAACUCUGCUAUAUGGCCCUGGAGCCGGAGAAGGAGCUGUCGCGGAGGUCGGAGGAGGUGUUCAGGGAGUACAAGCUGCCCGACGGCAGCAUCAUCCGUAUCGGGGACCAGCUGUACCAGGCGCCCGAGGCCCUGUUCUCGCCCGAGCAGCUGGGCAUCCAAAACCCGGGCCUCUCCAAAAUGGUCUCCUGCAGCAUCACCAAGUGUGACGCCGACAUCCAGAAGAUGCUCUAUGGGGAGAUUGUGCUGUCCGGGGGCACCACGCUCUUCCGGGGGCUGGAUGACCGUCUUCUGAGGGAGCUGGAGCAGGUGGCUUCCAAAGGGACCCCCAUCAAGAUCACAGCGCCGCCCGACCGCUGCUUCUCCACGUGGAUUGGCGCCUCCAUCGUCACCUCCCUGAGCAGCUUCAAGCAGAUGUGGGUCACCUCUGCGGACUUCAAGGAGUUUGGGACGUCCGUGGUUCAGAGAAGGUGCUUCUGA
Messenger RNA from Eubalaena glacialis (North Atlantic right whale), 1134 nucleotides. It is a transcript of the gene ACTRT2, whose product is annotated as actin related protein T2. The record is from RefSeq and is a predicted model, not a curated record. Bases 1 to 1134 code for a protein of 377 amino acids. The transcript has a single exon. NCBI's taxonomy places the organism in Eukaryota, Metazoa, Chordata, Mammalia, Artiodactyla, Balaenidae.